Danaus chrysippus (African queen) is the source of this 258-nucleotide messenger RNA. The record is from the annotation of a GenBank genome assembly. NCBI's taxonomy places the organism in Eukaryota, Metazoa, Arthropoda, Insecta, Lepidoptera, Nymphalidae.
UUGUAUUGUUAUCAGCAAUUCCAAAAAGUCGCUGAAUCAGUCAGGAACUGGAAGACCAGGCCCAGCGACAGUGAGAACCUCUCACUCUACUCCCUCUACAAGCAGGCCGUCUUCGGUGACGUCAACAUUGCUGAACCCAGCGGUCUCGUUGAGAAGGCCAAGUUCAAGGCCUGGUCCGACCGUAAAGGGAUCUCAAAGGAUGACGCUAAGAAACAGUACAUCGAACAAGCGGAGAAGUUGCAGUCCAAAUACGCCUAA